AUGGAGACGUGCUACGCUGGAGAGAUUUCUAUGUACACAGAGAGAGAAAACAGAAUCCAGGUGGCAACUCUUGAGAAGACUCAGCUCAUUGCAAAGGAUUUUUCUGAGCUGCGCAUCCACUUCUGGCCCGACCUAAUUGAGACAGAUGAGCCUAGUUGUGCUAUCUGUACUGUCUGCAUAGACUGUGAUGUCCCUGGCAGUUGCACCAGCUACCGUGGGUGUACUCAGCAGGCCCGCCUCGUGGAACUGCUGCGGGGUUGUCAGAUGGUUUGCAGCCAGCCGGCUGCGUUACCUUGUGCAGUACCCUACAGGAAAAAAAUCAUCAAAUACAACAUUGAACCCGCGAAUAUCUACAACUUUGAUGAAAAAGGAUUCCUAUUAGGCCUCAUCCACACCCUCAAAUAUGGAACUUCACUCCCAUCUGCUCUCAUAUAUCAAAAGAAAUCAAGAAAUAUGCAAGAUACUUGGCUGAAGGAUUUUGAUAGUGAAAAGGAUCAGGCCUACUUUGCUGCUUUAGAGAAUGGAUGGAGCAAUGAUGAAUAUGAGUUAAUGUGA
Messenger RNA from Histoplasma mississippiense, 555 nucleotides. RefSeq lists its product with no specific name. The record is from RefSeq and is a predicted model, not a curated record. Lineage: Eukaryota; Fungi; Ascomycota; Eurotiomycetes; Onygenales; Ajellomycetaceae. The transcript is spliced from 4 exons. The coding region runs from base 1 to 555 and encodes 184 amino acids.